GAUCACCAAACCUUUAUAAAAACACAAAAUUUUUAGGAAAUUUACUCGUUCAUGGCCAACUCUUUUUCUUUCUCCAUGGCUACUUGUCGAAAAAACUUGCUAUCCACAAUCAUGAUCAUGCUAGGGCUGCUCAUAACCAUCUCUCGUCACUCCACAGUUGCCGAGGUAGGUGUGUGUUAUGGGCGUCUAGGAUCAAAUCUGCCUUGCCCAGAAGCAGUGGUGGCUCUAUACAAACAGAACAACAUCACAAAAAUGCGGCUCUACGACCCCGACCCGCCGACGCUCCGAGCCCUUGGCGGCUCCGGCAUCGAGCUCUUGGUCGGAAUCCCGGAAGCCGAUCUCCCCGACCUCGCCCAAUGCCAGUGCCACGCGAACGACUGGGUCCACGCCAAAAUAGCCAGCUAUCCCAACGUCAAAUUCCGGUACAUCGCCGUCGGGAAUGAGGUCAACACUUCGUCCAUGUACGCCCCCUUGGUCUUCCCGGCGAUGCAGCACAUCUACAACGCCCUCUGCGAAGCCGGCCUUGAAAGCCACAUCGCUGUCUCCACCUCGAUCAAAACGGAUCUCCUCGAGAAAUCGUCGCCUCCGAGCGACGGCGUGUUCAAAUCGAGCGUUUCUUGGUACAUCAAGCCCAUCGUCGAAUUUCUGAGAGACACAAAUGCUCCUCUGCUUGCGAACGUGUAUCCUUACUUCGCGUAUAUGAACGAUAUGGAGAAUAUUAAUCUCUCCUUCGCGCUUCUGCAGCCUAACAGCGGGGUCGUGCUCGGCUGCGUCUAUUACGACAAUCUGUUCUAUGCGAUCGUUGAUGCUGUGUACUCGGCGAUGGAGAAGAUCCUUGCUCCGUCGUCGUCAGGGUCAUCAACAACAGCAGCAUCAGCAGCAACGAAACCAACACCAAAAUUGACGGUGUCGGAGAGUGGGCACUCGACGCCGCCGAAACCACCCCCGAAACCACAAAGAGUUGGCGAUGGAGAUAUCAACACAGUUGAAAAUGCGAGAAUCUACAACAACAAUUUGAUGCGCAUUGUUAAGAAAGGGACCCCCAAAAGGCCCGGCGCCCCGAUAGAGACAUACAUAUUUGCUAUGUUUGAUGAGGAUCUGAAGCCUGGGCCGGAAUAUGAGAGGCAUUUCGGCAUCUUUCUGCCCGAUGGCCAACCCAAAUACCCGCUUCGGUUUUACUAGGAACCCUACUUUGCUAAUUGUAAUUUGCGACUACUGUCGUCUCGCGUGUGUUUGUAUUUCCUCGGAAUAAAGAGAGUUGGCCCAUCGCCUCUGUGUGCGUUGAGCAACUAAGUCUUUGUCUGUAUAAUUUAAUGGUGUUUGCCAACAGAGUUGCCCCAUAUAUAGAUAGGGUCGCCUCUACGUGCGUUGAUCAACUAAGCUGCGUAAGUGUUUCUCCGUAUAA
Salvia miltiorrhiza (redroot sage) is the source of this 1405-nucleotide messenger RNA. Its product is annotated as glucan endo-1,3-beta-glucosidase, acidic-like. The record is from RefSeq and is a predicted model, not a curated record. The transcript is spliced from 2 exons. Gene Ontology annotation, molecular function: hydrolase activity, hydrolyzing O-glycosyl compounds. Gene Ontology annotation, cellular component: plasma membrane. Gene Ontology annotation, biological process: carbohydrate metabolic process. Lineage: Eukaryota; Viridiplantae; Streptophyta; Magnoliopsida; Lamiales; Lamiaceae. The coding region runs from base 52 to 1182 and encodes 376 amino acids.